Molecule: messenger RNA, 2005 nt
Organism: Salpingoeca rosetta
Lineage: Eukaryota; Choanoflagellata; Craspedida; Salpingoecidae
Exons: 6
Coding region: 54-1970 (638 amino acids)
Source: RefSeq, a predicted model, not a curated record
CAGCAACAAACAAACACACACAACCACACGACAACGCAAUCCGCACCACCACGAUGAAGUUUGGACGCCGUUUGGAGAGUGGAUUGAUGGAGAAAGGAUGGGAAGACAAGUACAUCCAGUACAGGGCACUCAAGGAACUCGUCUUCGCCAUCACCUCCAAUGGUGAGAGGGAAAACCAGGAGAGUCUGGUGGACGCGUUCAUGCAGAUGCUGACAGAUAACGUGGAUGUGGUGGACGCCUUCUUCGAGGAGACCAUCCACAAGUUUGAAGCGUUGUGGGGCCGAUGCCCUCGCUUGUCUGGUGACCAUCGCCUUCUCCAGCCUGACGCCGCUCCACUCGACCCAGUCACUGGACUCAACACUGCUCAAGAUGUCGAUGACAACAGCAGUGACGACAACACCGACACUGUGAAUGGCGUUGGUCUACAAGAAGCGACCGCUCCUGCACCAGAAACCAACAGCACGAGCACUCACUCCUUUGCACAGAACAGCAGCGAUCAAGCCGAACCUGAAGCCGACACCGCCGAGAACCCAGCUCCUGCGAGCUCGUCCCUUCCUCUUCCAGAACGUGACACGCUUCGAGGCCACCUUCAGGCAAUCCUGGCCAACACAGACUUUUCAACAACGGAUCCGCAAGUGGUGGGUGACCACGCGGCUGAGCAGUACCUCCAUGCAUAUGUGGCGUUGAGCGAACAAGCAGAGGCCCUCCGCAGGUUUGUCGUCGUUAACCAGGCGGCGCUCAGCAAGAUUAUCAAGAAGUUUGAGCGACGCGUGCUUGCGUGCACCCGUGUUCCCGCCGACCACACUCGUACGCUGCGAGCUCUAGUCCUGCAGUGCGCGCAGGGUGACAGCAUGGAGCGGCUACAGCAGCUGCAAACGGACUUGCGUGAGCUUGGAGACGAGCUGAUGAUCUCCUCGAGUGCCUUCCACGAGUACGUGUGCAGCCUGCGCACGCAGUACUGGGCGCAGCUGGCCGAGCACCAGGCACAAGCAAAGGAGACACGCCACUUCACAGCCAAGCCGCGUGCAAAGCGGCUGGCAUCGCUCACAGAUUUUCGCCAGACCUUUAGUCCCGCCAUCAUGCUGGUGGUGGAGACAAUCAUUGCGGUGGGGACGUUGGUCAGCACGUACACGCUGUCAAGCAACAUCAUCGUCGACAAGGAAACCAACAUGACCGUCUUUGAGAAGAAAGGUUACUUCAUCUCCGCGUCCAUCGACAAGUCCCCCGCUUCCCAUAUCGGCACUCUUGGUCUCUCCAUCAGCUGCUUUGGCCUUGCUGCCAUUGUUCUCGUGCGACACAAGUUGAUGAAGCGUUUGCUUGCUGGCCGCGCAACACUGCUGCACCGCUUCUCGCUCUUCCUUGCGCUCAUCAGUCUCUUCUCCGGUGCUGGCGUGGCUGCAUAUCAGCAUCAUCUGCACAAGCUUGGCCACAACACAUUUGCAGUCCUCUUCUUCAUCCUCGCCAUGAUCCACGUGGGCAUCGACAACUUCAUCGAGCGCAAGUACAAGCUGUACUCCAGACUCGCGCGCACCGUUCGCUUGGUGUUCGUGGCGCUGAUUGCAGUGUCUGUGGUUGUGUUUCUGACAUUUCUGCGCAUGAGCGGGGAUAUGGACUCGCCCCAGCGCGACCACAACCUCCUCUUCAUUGCUGCCGUCGCUGAGCUUGCUGCCUUUGGCUUCCUCCUCCUCUACUUCCUCACCCUCCUGCCCAACUUCAACAAGACCCGCCUGUACAUUGUGCUCGUUGAGCGACGGGCCACCACCAUCCUGGAACCGUUCCGCGUGGAUGCGUUUCUCACCACCGACCACCGCGUGACGGCGAGCGGUCGCCGCCUCCUCCGCAAGACGUCUCAGCGGCUCAGGCGCUUCCGCUCAUCCGCGCUCCCCACUGUCGACAUGAACGGCAUUGUGCCCCGCCUGCAGCAGUUUGUGGGCGCCACGCCUCGGCGACGGAGGGCAAAGGCCGAGUAGCACUUGCAAGUGUGUGUGUGUGUGUGUGUGUGUGU